AAGACUGUCCUGGCUUUCUCACUGUCACCUUGAGCCUAUCAAGAUCCUUCCUCCCAGCUGGACUGGAUGGGAGGUGAGCUCCGGUUCUUAAGGAAUUACCAGUCACCAGGAAAAGUGUUCACCCAAGUUUAAAUUACUACUUAGCCUGGUGGCCAGGAUCCUGCCCCAUCUUAGAAACCAGGCCAUGGCAGCUGUGUUCCUGACAGCCCCAGGGAAGGAGUUGCUGUCCUUUGAGGAUGUGGCUAUGUACUUCACCAGAGAAGAGUGGAACAAACUUGAUUGGGCUCAAAAGGACCUCUACAGAGACGUGAUGCUGGAGAAUUACAGAAACAUGAUUUUGUUGGGAUUUCAGAUUCCAAAACCUGAGGUGAUCUGUCAGCUGGAACAGUGGGAAGACCCAUGGAUCCUGGAUCUACCAAAAGCUGGGACUAGAAGGGCUUCCAGUAGUGCUUGCCCAGAUUCUGAAGUCAGAUACCAGAUGAUAAAGCUAACUCCAAAGCAGAAAAUUUCUGAAAAUACAACGUCAUGUAAGAGAGCAGUGGUAAAGCAGAAGACGGCCUUGACGCCUUCAGAAAAGUUACUUAAAUUUAACAAAUUUGUGGACAUUUACAGAGUUGUACUUCCUACUGUUGAUAAUGAAUACAACAAGUACUUCCUUCAAAACCUUAACCUUUUUCAAGAUCAGAAUGGUCAAACAAGUAAGAAGCAGGGCAAAUAUAAUGAGUAUGGAAAACCCUUCAAUCAGAGAUCAUUGUUUUUGAGGCAUAAGCAAAUUCUGACAAAUGCAAAAUCUUAUGAAUGCAGUGAAUGUGGAAGAGCCUUCAAACGUCAGGCAAAUUUUGUUCGACAUCAGAGAUUUCACACUUCAGAGGAUCCCUUUGAGUGUGACAUAUGUGGGCAAGCCUUCAAACAGAAGUCUGCUCUUACUGCCCAUAAACAGUGUCACCCUCAAGAAAAGCCAUAUAAAUGUCAUGAGUGUGGAAAAUAUUUCCGUCAGAUGGCAUAUCUUGUUGAACAUAAAAGGAUCCAUACCAAAGAAAAACCCUAUAAAUGUAGUGAAUGUAAAAGAACAUUUAGUCAGAAUUCAACUCUAAUUCGACAUCAGGUAAUCCACAGCGGAGAAAAACCCCAUAAAUGCCUUGAAUGUGGAAAAGCCUUUGUUCGGAACUCAACCCUUAAGAGCCAUCAACAAAUUCACAGUAAACAGAAUGCUCACAAAUGCAGUGAAUGUGGAGAAUCCUUUGGUCGGAAUAUAGAUCUCAUUCAGCAUCAAAGGACCCAUACUAAGGGGAAAGUAUUUGAAUGUAGAGAAUGUGGAAAAACUUUUAGUUUUAAGUCAAAUCUCCGUCGACACAAGGUCAUUCAUAAUGGAGAGAGACCCUAUAGAUGUGACAAAUGCGGGAAAUCUUUCAGUUGGCGCACAAGCUUUAUUAAGCAUCAGAGUACUCACAGAGGGCAGGUAUCUACGUGACUAAUGAGAAAAGCUAUAAUUUAAAGACCGGUACUUGUCACUAUUGCAAGUAUAUGUAAUUAGAUCGUUUUACAAAAAUUAAUAAACAAGAGCCAAAGUCCGUCUUUCUGUGGGGGCCCUCAUUUUGUAGGUAACCUUGCUGUAGUCCAGAAUUACUUAAUAGAAAAUGAGGUAGGCUGUUGUAUCCAGUUUCCCUUGAGUCCCUAUACCUUUGUUCCCCCCAAGUCAAGUUAAGGCAUAAGGGAGGCUUGGUAGCUUUGCUCUGUGGUCCCCCAGGCUGGAGAUCAUUUAAUAUAUUGUGAAUGAUUUAAGAAGGCCGUUCUUGGUUUUACACAGAAUAAUGGACUUGAUAUUGAUAGGCUGUUUAAAAGUAAGUGCCACUUGUAGCUAGUGAGGUAUUAAGAAUAAAAAUUUUUAAUAAAAUUUAGUGUUCUACUGUAGUGAUUUUCAACGUUUUUCAUCUCAUGGCACACAAACUAUUUACUAAAACUCUGCAGCACAUCAAAAAAUAUAUUUUUGGCCGAUUUGCCCAAAAAAGUAGGUAAGAUUUUGAUUCAUUCACACCAGAAAGCUACUAUUAUGUUUCUGUUGUCAUUUUUUUUUUAUUUGACAAUCUAAGGGAAAAGAGGUUAGCACCCCUGACUAAAUGGUCAGGUAUUGCAAAUUU
Myotis davidii is the source of this 2138-nucleotide messenger RNA. It is a transcript of the gene ZNF789, whose product is annotated as zinc finger protein 789. Gene Ontology annotation, biological process: negative regulation of transcription by RNA polymerase II. The record is from RefSeq and is a predicted model, not a curated record. Bases 185 to 1471 code for a protein of 428 amino acids. The transcript is spliced from 5 exons. Gene Ontology annotation, molecular function: DNA-binding transcription repressor activity, RNA polymerase II-specific. NCBI's taxonomy places the organism in Eukaryota, Metazoa, Chordata, Mammalia, Chiroptera, Vespertilionidae.